GGUUGCGGAUAGCCUAACUAGCGAUUAGCGAAAAGAAGAGGACAAGUCAUCAAGCCCCACGGGCCACGGCGAACAAACAGACAUAUAGGCAGUACAAAAGUGAGGAAAAAAAACGAAAAAAAAACAGGGCGCCCUCACGGCGAACUCCCACCUCCUAUCGCCCCUCACCUCUCCUUUCUCUCUCUAGCCCCGCACAAAUCUCUCCUCCCCUCUCGCCCUCGCCGCAUUGCCCGCCGACGACCCCCCGGCCCCCGCCGGAUAGAGAGGAGGAGGAGCGGCGCGGCUGCGGGAGAGCCGGGCGGCGGCGGCGGAGCGGGCUUCAUGUGCGACCUAGUGGCCCGCACGGGCCGGCAUCAGCAGCGAUGCAUACCAUUUAGGUAUAGAGCUAACAAUGAUGAAACCUCUGGUGACAAAACUAAGAAACUCGUGGAAGUUCUCAUGAUAAAUUCCCAAAGCGGACCUGGUCUUUUGUUUCCAAAGGGAGGAUGGGAGAAUGAUGAAACUGUUGAAGAGGCAGCAGCUCGAGAAGCUAUAGAAGAAGCUGGAGUUCGAGGUGAUAUAGUGCAUUUUCUGGGGCUCUAUGACUUCAAAAGCAAGACGCAUCAAGAUGCGUGCUGCCCUGAGGGUAUGUGCAGAGCUGCAGUGUUUGCGCUGCAUGUAAAGGAAGAGCUGGCCUCAUGGCCUGAGCAGAGCACCCGACAGAGGACCUGGCUCACGGUCCCUGAAGCUGCAUCAAGUUGCCGAUACCAGUGGAUGCAAGAGGCCUUGCUGACAGGCUUCUCUGACUGGCACGACAAGUGGAGCAGAGGCGGCGGCGGCACAAACUGUGACCCGGCCUAACUGCUGACAGGCCCAUCUGCAGUCGUCCAAUUUGUUCAUCUCCUCUCUUUCCCUAGGCCCCCAACCUUGCAGAAUGCAAUAAUACAGUGUACUUGUCUUGAUGCUGGGUUGGUCAUUGACAUGUUAUCUUAGUUGUAGUGGGACGAGGUACAUCUCAUCAAGACGAGAAUUCUCACAACUUUUAAGUGUCAAUUCUCGUGCCCUAUUAUUUCUCGGUUUCAUCCGCUGUCGUCGCGGUGCUGCAGCCUGCAGGCACGCGCCGCACGCAUUUUGUAACUCCGCUCCUGAUUCUGGAGAUGCAUAUGCUAUAUGUAUGAACUGGUAUAACUUUGAAAUCAAAAGUUGCCACUGUUGACUCGA
Zea mays is the source of this 1200-nucleotide messenger RNA. RefSeq names its product Nudix hydrolase 16 mitochondrial. Lineage: Eukaryota; Viridiplantae; Streptophyta; Magnoliopsida; Poales; Poaceae. The record is from RefSeq and is a predicted model, not a curated record. Gene Ontology annotation, molecular function: pyrophosphatase activity. The transcript has 4 exons. Gene Ontology annotation, cellular component: cytoplasm; nucleus. Bases 322 to 840 code for a protein of 172 amino acids.